This is a messenger RNA of Colossoma macropomum (tambaqui), 2695 nucleotides long. RefSeq names its product spermatid perinuclear RNA-binding protein-like. Lineage: Eukaryota; Metazoa; Chordata; Actinopteri; Characiformes; Serrasalmidae. Gene Ontology annotation, cellular component: precatalytic spliceosome. Gene Ontology annotation, molecular function: double-stranded RNA binding; single-stranded RNA binding. The transcript has 17 exons. Bases 260 to 1996 code for a protein of 578 amino acids. The record is from RefSeq and is a predicted model, not a curated record.
CUGAGAGAGAGAGAGAGAGCAGCAGCUACACCAUCCACGCGGUCACGGAGAAGGAGAAGACACCAUAAACACCUGGCUCUAUAAACAGGACAUUCCCGACAUUUUCGUCCUUCUUUCCUACGUGGUAAACCGUACUGUUUCACCUUUCAGUCCUCUCAGUAGAGCAUAAAUAAGAUUUGAAGUGGAGGAGAACGGUCAAUAAAUGAAGACUUUGGGUCAGUUCUACUGUGGCACCAUCCUGGUCACCAUUCUCUAAUCCAUGAUGGAGGAGACCACUGAUAAUUCUCUUGGAUCGCUGGCCAGUGAUGACUCUUAUGUGAUGGCCAAACACUCAGCCAUUUACCCGUCAGCCGAAGAGCUGGAGGCUGUCCAGUCUCUGGUGUCAGUUGUGGAGGGAGGCCUAAAGCAGGUUUCAGACUGGCUAACUAAUUCUGCAAAGGCUAGUGUUGUUAUAUGUAAGGACCUGGCAGAACCCAACUCAAAGUGUGGUGGGCCGUUGGUUGGCGUGGUGCGUGUCGGAUCAGUGGCCAAGGGCCUCCUGAUCAAGGGGAUAAUGGACUUGGAGCUGGUCUUGCUGUGCCGAGAGAAACCCACCGGAAAGCUGCUUCUCACAAUCUGCACAAACCUGCCACUGCAGAUGAAGAAAUUGACAGAGGACAGCUACACAGUGCAGCCAUGCAUUCCAGAGGCAGCUAUUCUGGUAUUCAAAAGCAGCAGACCUGAUCUGCCUCUCAGGGUCACCCUCACCUCAAUGGAGAUGAAAAGCAAAGAGCCAGAGAAAGGCCAAGUGGAAAACACAAAAGCAAAAGAUUCGUCUGAUCUGCUGGACCAGCAGAGAUGCCUCCUUGCUCUGACCUCUCUGCGACAUGCCAAAUGGUUCCAGGUCAGGGUAAGUGGUAAGAAGUCCUGUCUCAUAGUUCUGAGGAUCCUCAGGGACAUAUGUAUCAAGAGGCCAGCCUGGGAACCUCUCAAAGGAUGGCCUUUGGAGCUGAUCUGUGAGAAGGCCGUUGCCACAAGUUACAGGCCACUGGGGCCCAGUGAGGCUCUCCGAAGGGUCUUGGGUUGCAUAUCCUCAGGCAUACUGCUGCCAGGUGGACCUGGAUUGCGUGAUCCAUGUGAAAAAGAGCAAGUAGACACUUUAUCAGGCAUGUCAAGCGAUCAAGCUGAGCUUCUUACGCACACUGCACAGCACGCGUUACGGCUCUUAGCUUUCGGCCAGAUUCACAAGUUCCUCCAGAUGGAUCCUCUUCCUUCAGCUAAACCCGCUGUGGAACAAAAAUUAGCAGAAGCAGGGAUGUCUCAGAAAAGGCUUAGUGAGGAUGAAACGAUGGAGGAACCAAGGAGCAAGAGGACAAACAGUACUAAUGUAGGCUCGUUGUCUGCUGAGGACAAAUCAGAUGGUAAGAGGAAAGUGGAGACUUUCUCCAAAAGUUCCAGCAACAAUCGCACAAAGAGCUCUUCCUUAGCCAAGGGUAAAAGUCAGGGUCCUGUCCUCACAUCUAGGGGCAAAAACCCAGUAAUGGAGCUGAAUGAGAAGAGGAGAGGGCUUUCAUAUGACUUAAUCACUGAGAAUGGAGAGAGCCAACAACAGCGCUUCAUCAUUGAGGUGCAAGUGGAUGGACUGAGGUUCAGAGGAUGUGGGCCAAAUAAAAAAGUGGCAAAGGCAAACGCAGCACUGGCAGCGAUAGAAAGACUCUUCUCAGCACACAGUACAAACAGCAACAAGAAGAAGAGGUCCUACCCAAAGGCAAAUCCAGCCACGAAUGGCUUUCAUCGAGGGAAAAGGGGUAUUACAAUGCCCAGGCCAGUGCUUCCUCUCCUUCCUCCAGCCCCUGCGUACUUUACCCCAGGCUAUGCUCCUUAUGCUUAUGGACCAGUUGUCCCCCAGCCGUACGGUGGUCUGUACUUCGACAGUCCUGUUUGCCCUCCGCAGACCAUCGCUCCUGUUUUUAUUCACCUGGGUCCACAAGAUUUCUACCCCGAUUUUUACAUUUAAUCUCCUGGCCACACUGGCCUAUAUGGUCUGACUGGGCAACUUAGAACAGGGUCAUCCUCGGGUGCUGAGGAAACUCUCACUGAUCGAUUUAGCAUGGGUCAGUUUGUCAUCUGUUGAGCAAGAAUGUAGUUUGCAUUCACACCAAACUUACAUGGUCUUUGCAAACAGAUGCAUUUCUCAUAGUAGAUGCACAGUAAGCAAUAUCGUAUCAGGACUAUUAUUAGCAAUAAUGGACUGUGUGCACUGCUGAUAGAAUAGAGAUGGUAUUUCAUGAUGCUGCUGGUUUUGAAGUCCACAGAUGUCCAACGUGGAAUGUAUAUUUGUAUUUGAAAUGUUUUUAGAAUACUGUAUUUAUACUAGGAGUAAAUGCACAUAAGAUUGAGCUGCAAUGUGAUUUGUUUCUAAGAAACUGUAUAUUCAGUCUUUGGUCUUAUUCAUGACAUACUGCUACACAUAGGCCAGUUAGAAAAGCCAAUACUACAGUAUAAGCAUUAGGGUACUAUAAAACAAAAUAAUUCUAUACAUAUUACAGCAUUUUAUGGUAACCCUACAAUCUUUUCUAUGACAUAAUGAUGUUUGGAAUAUAAGUUGUGGCUUUGUGAUUUGCUGUUCAUAGCUGUUUGUGUGCACAGAAUAACUGUAAGCUGUAUAAAUGAUGCCAGAUUAUUCCAUGCAAUUAAAUAUCCAGUCUCAACAUCA